Messenger RNA from Harpegnathos saltator (Jerdon's jumping ant), 2199 nucleotides. RefSeq names its product RNA/RNP complex-1-interacting phosphatase. Gene Ontology annotation, biological process: protein dephosphorylation. Gene Ontology annotation, molecular function: polynucleotide 5'-phosphatase activity. The record is from RefSeq and is a predicted model, not a curated record. The transcript has 10 exons. The coding region runs from base 1 to 1233 and encodes 410 amino acids. NCBI's taxonomy places the organism in Eukaryota, Metazoa, Arthropoda, Insecta, Hymenoptera, Formicidae.
AUGGCGAAUUUAGUGCCGGACAGAUGGCUGGAAUACAAACCCGUUGGUGAUGUGAUCAAGGGUACCCGAAUCUUGGCAUUCAAGGUUCCGCUUAAAGACGCUAUUGUCGAGAAUCUGGAGCCGGAGCAACGAUUCACGACGGCGAAACUGCUGCAGGACUUCCCACGUCUCAAGUACAUCGUCGACCUGACAAACACAUUUCGCUACUACGACAAAAAGGAAUUUACAAAGGCUGGCGUCAAAUAUGAGAAGAUCGCUAUACCAGGAAGGAAGGUACCGCCUAUGGAUAUGAUUGAAAAAUUCUUUAAAGUGAUGGAUGAUUUCACGUCAGCGUGCGGUGAAGGUGAACUGAUCGGCGUCCACUGCACACAUGGUGUUAAUCGCACCGGUUAUUUGAUUUGCAGGUAUCUUAUUCAGCAACUCGGUUGGGAGGCUCAAGAUUCCCUGAAAGCUUUCGGGGAAGCGCGCGGUUAUCCAGUCGAACGCGAUAUUUACCUCACCGCGUUGAAGGAAGUCCAACGUGGCGAGAAGAUCGACACGAGUAAGGUCGCGCUGACGCCGACGAGUAUCAUCGAGACCCCCAGCACAAUGAGGAAGACGUUGAAGUCACGCUCGGCGCUGAGCCUGCCGAUGGGCCGUAUGGGACCGCCAGGUUACGCGAUGUCGCGCCGGAGUUCCGCAAACGGCGCACCAUACCCGCUCCAGAGAUACGGCUACCACAUGGGCCCACCGCCAGGAUUCAGGCCUAUGCCACCUCCUCCGUCAGGCUUGCCACCCAUACCGCCGCCCAUGGGCCCACCGCUCUAUGGACCCAGGCCGCUUAGAUACGGAAUGCCGAUGCGACCGACGCCACCCGGGCCGCCGGGGUUUCCGCUUCCUAGUUUUCCGCUGCGUAUGCCAGGACCAUCGAGGAUGUCGGGCCCACCGAGAUUACCACCGGCUGGUUCCUCCUCGCGGCUACCACCCCCUAAGAUGCCCCCACCGCCGCCGCCACCGCCGCUGUCGAGAACGGCCGUGAGCAAGCUGCAGGCGCAGAAGAAGAAGCAGCAGAUCAAAAACGGCAUCAUGGAGCGCACGAUUCGCAUGAGGCGGAACAACGCGGCCAGUAGCAGAGGCAUGCCUAAGAGAUACAAGGAACAGGACUUCACCGUGGACACGUUCGAGGAGAAUCUACUGACUGUUUCGAACACCAGCCGACGGCUGUCGAGAGGACGCUACAGUCAGGCCAAGUGACGACGUACUCGUUAGGUGCGCGAUAUAUUUACUUUAAGCGUUACUUUAAGCGACACUCGGUAUAUAUUCGGCGUGUUGCCGAAUUUGGUUCUCGCGAUUUCACGAGCGCACCCACGCGCCCGCACACCCCCGUUGUCGUUGUCGUUCGUGACGGACAAUGACGGUCGUACCCGUCUGGACGGCUGCCGACGAUCUUUUCAUUUCUUUUCGGACAGCGAACUCAAAUACAUAGCCCCGAUUUGUAAGACGUGAUCUGUUGUAACAGCGUCGUAUCUAUUUCGCUAUCGAUAAUUAAGCUCUUCCCCAGGAUAAAGUCCCUUUAUCCUAGAUAAAGAUAUCUCGCACGACUGGUCGAAGCUACAUUGCUCACUCCUCCCAUGAGUGAGCGCAGUUUGUUGGGUACCUCGCACGACCACCACCAUGUCUGUUGUAACCUCUUUUUUGAUUUCUUUUGUAUCAUAUACCUGUGUACACAUGCGUGCGCGCAUGACGAAAUGUACAUGUCAUCAUCUUAUGCUUAUCAAAGUCCUUCGUCAUUUUAGAAGUGCAGAAUUUCUUUCGGUCGGUCGUAGCACACACGAGAACGAUCCGAGCAGAUAUCCGUUCGGAGGCAUCGUACGACAAAAACUUCAUUUGGACGUUCAUCAAGUACAAUGGAAAUACAAACAAUACGCGUAUGAUGUAUUGUUUUAUGCCAUAUCUACAGAGAUUAAGCGUAAGCGCGUAUCUUUAACAUGGCUUCUUUGUACCAGAGAGCGUUCGCUCCAGAUUGAGGACCUUUCAUUUGAGAAAUUAAUACCCACUUUUCAGUUUAUACUGUACAAACUACAAAUUACCGCCCGUAAGUAUCAUAUUUAAGUCGAUUUAAUGACUCUCUUGGCAAAUCAAAAAGUACCCUGGAAGCGAAUAGGACAGUAAUUCUGUAUACAAUUUUAAAUAAAAACAUAUGUAUUUAACUAUGUAAGA